This is a messenger RNA of Hemibagrus wyckioides, 8580 nucleotides long. It is a transcript of the gene nup85, whose product is annotated as nucleoporin 85. NCBI's taxonomy places the organism in Eukaryota, Metazoa, Chordata, Actinopteri, Siluriformes, Bagridae. Gene Ontology annotation, cellular component: nuclear pore outer ring. The record is from RefSeq and is a predicted model, not a curated record. Gene Ontology annotation, molecular function: structural constituent of nuclear pore. Bases 159 to 2096 code for a protein of 645 amino acids. The transcript is spliced from 20 exons. Gene Ontology annotation, biological process: positive regulation of DNA-templated transcription; protein import into nucleus; mRNA export from nucleus.
UGCGUCACUUCCUGGGUCUUACCCAGCGAGCAGUCUAAGCGAGGCGCUAAAAUCCUAAAGCUUGUAGUGUGUGAAGUUAGCUAGCUAAUGCAAUUCGGAACAUUUAAUCCGUUCACACCUUAUCCGGAUUUAUUGGGAAUUUAGGUUAUUUUUCCUAAAUGGAGGAACUAGACGUGGAGCCGACAAUCACGCGGAUCCCAGGUGCCGGCCUUAAUCAGAAGCACCUAGGCUUUGAGUGGGGUCCAGGAGACCUGCUGGUGUAUGAGACCAACCUUAAAUUACAAGGUCCUGGCUCUGGAUGUCCCUUCAUCCAUGUGGUGCGCAGAGACGAGGACAUCUACUCGCCCAUCCUGCGCAAGCUCUUCAACGAGUCCCAUCACAUCUUCGUUGGGCUGCAGAACAUUAAAGACGACGUUCCGAGCAAGAACAAGAAGCCGCAGUUUGUGAGCAUCAGUAAGAACUACAGGUCUGUAAUACGAGCCUGUAUGGAGGAACUGCAGCAGGUCGCAGUAUCCAGUAAAGUCCCACAAUACAGUAACCAGGUGUCCAUUCUCUUAGCGAUUGAGCUCAUCUGGAAUCUGUGUGAGGUUCUUUUCAUCGACGCAGCACCAGCCGGCUCUCUGCUGCUGCACCUGCUGGACUGGGUGCGUUUACACAAAGCUGACGUGGAUGAGAAAGCCAGGAAUGUCCUUCAGAGUGAAAGCCCCACACGCCAUCACGCUUACUGGGAUGUGGUGAUGAGUUUUGUCCUGCAGGGUCGUAUGGACGAGGCUCGACAGGUUCUGCAGAAACGGGCAUCUCUACAAGCGGAGUCCAGAGCCACGUAUCAGCUGAUGGACAACCUGCUACACAAAAUGCCUGUGUUUAAUCCCAGUGGCACUCAGACCCUCACAGAGUUUGAUGUGAAGUGGAGGCACUGGCACGAGGAGUGUGACCGCUGUCUUCAAGACAACUCCUUUGCUAGCAACAAUCACCUGGAGACCAUCUGCAAGGUUCUGGUGGGUGACGAGGACUCUCUGCUGGAGCAGAAAGAGUUGCUGGGAACCUGGUACCAUUUACUGAUCAGCCGUCUGCUGUUCUCUCAUCCUACUGUUAAACCCGCUGAGCUGCACUACUAUGCUCAGUCGAGUAUGGACAUGUUCCUGGAUUCCCACAGCGCUCCAGAGCCUCUGGACAGCAUCUUACUUGCUGCGUUUGAGUUCGACCUUCACCAAGUUAUUAAAGACUGCAGCAUUGCCCUAAACAAUUGGUGGUUUGUGGCUCACCUGACUGACCUGCUGGAUCACUGCAAACUCCUGCAAUCUCACAACCUCCAUUUCGGCUCUAACCUGCGGGAGUUCCUGGUGCUGGAGUACGCCUCUGGACUCUUCUCUCAUCACAGUCUGUGGCAGCUGGCGGUGGAUUAUUUCGAUCACUGCCCUGAGUUCGGCCGUGUGUAUCUGGAGCUGCAGAUUGAGAGAGUGCCACUGGAGACGGAGCGCAAAGCGCUGAAGGUGCUCAGGAUUUGUGAAAAGAGACAGAUGAAUGAACAAGUGCGCAGUAUCUGUAAGAUCAUGGCCAAAAGGGCUCUCAGUAAUAACAGACUGGGUUCUGCUCUGUCCUGGAGUAUAAGAGCCAAAGACGCCGCCUUCGCCACGCUCAUCUCUGAGAGGUUUCUGCAGGAUUACUGCACACGCGGCUCCUUCUCUGAUCUGGAUCUGAUCAAUAAUCUCGGACCGGCCAUGCUCCUGAGUGACAGACUCACGUUCCUCGGGAAGUAUUGUGAGUUCCACCGGCUGUACGGAGAGAACAAGUUUACUGAGGCGGCGAAGCUUCUGCUCUCACUCAUGACAGCAAAGAUCGCUCCUCGCAGCUUCUGGAUGACUCUGCUCAUAGACGCCCUGCCCUUACUGGAGCAAAAAGAGGUGAUCUUUUCAGUGGAUCAGACCCAUGAACUCAUGUUCUGUCUAGAAGAGCUGACCUCUGACAACGAGCUCAAACCAGAGGGUCUAGCACAGGAUGAUGAUGUUGAAUGCACAAAACUGGAGUUGCUGCGAUUAGCUCUGGCACGUAACCUGGCGAUGGCCAUCGUGAAGGAGGGAACAGUCGAGGCCUAAACACGCGCGCGCACACACACACACACACACACACACACUCUCACUCUCUCUCUCUCUCUCUCUCUCUCUCUCUCUCUCUCUCUCUCUCUCUCUGCAGUUACAUUAAUUCACACAAAGCCCUCAAGUUCUCUUACUUUAAUGUAUAUAAAACUGAAUGAAUAGAAUGUUUUGGCAUUUGAUUAAAAAAAAAAACGUUUUGGUGGGGUUUUGCAAAAAAUGUUGUUUCUCCAGAACUGUGUGUGUGUGUGUGACAAAACCAGUACACUUUAAAUAAUGCCCAAGUAAGCCCUUAUAUAUUUUGACACAUUUAUUUUUUAAUAACUGUAAGAAAUUUUUUGCAUGUUCAAUACGUAAAUACACAACUAACUUUAUACAACAAUAAUUAUUCCAUUUAAUCUAUAUAUUUAUUUCUUCAGAAAGUGGUCCAAGGAAGGACAACUGGUGAACUAGCAACAGUGUCACUAGUGCUCAAAGGUCCUUGUAUGUGUGGAGUGAAGGCUAGACAUCUGGUUUGAUCCCACAGAAAAUCUUCUGCAGCACAAACUGCUCAAAAGGUGAAUGGUGGCUCUGAUAGAAAGAAGUCAGAUCACACAGAGCAUCACAGCUUGCUGCAUAUGGAGCUGAGUAGCUGCAGAGUGCUAGUGUAAGUACUUCAGGUGCCAGAAUAGAGUCCAGAAACCUGAUAGAUGGUGGGAUCAGUCAGGCAGUGUUAAGGGAUGGGAGGCAGUGCUUUAUUUCCUUAUUCUGUGUAAACUCUAGAGACAGUUGUGUGUGAAAAUCCCUGAGUAUUCCCAAGGUCUAAAAUACUCAAACCAGCCAAUCUAACACCAACAACCAGGCCACGGUUAAACUUAAACUAGAUCUUCUUAGAAUGCUUAGAAUGUCACAUAAAUAAAACAAAGAUGAAAAUUGAAGCAAGCUGCAGAGGAUAUGCACGAUUGUAGACUCAGCAGAACAGCUUAUGACAUCUUCCAAUGAAAUCACAAUUAGGUUUUUGGCAACAAUGACAAACUUGCAGGCUUCACUGGUCAGGUAGUGCGGACUAGUUGUGGUUGCUGGUCCCUUGUGCCUUUAUUAAUGCUAACAGGUACAGUUUUGUUCAGUUGUCCAGUGUUUUGGGGUGGGGAGAGAUUUGGCAACCCUGUUCAUAGCCACAGACUUGUUGCAAAAACACUCAGUUGUAGUUCUCAACAUAAAGAACUGCAUUUAAACUAUGCAACUUGUACACUGAGCUCUCAAACAUGGACACUGUAUACAUUUCUUAAACAAGCAUUGAAAGACAUAUCCAGUGGUCGUGGAAAACCACCUUUCUGUUUUUCAGAAGGGUCAAAUUAUUACCACAUCAAGCAAUGAAACUCUAUUAAAACCUGAAAGGAUAAGGGUGAACCAUCAUUUUCGAUUUUGAAAUGUGGUCAGAAAAAAAUCUUUGUGAUUGGAUUACUUAAACAUUUGGUGAAAUCAAAUCAUAGCACAAACAUUUGAACACACUGGUGUGUUUAAUAGUGAAAGUAAUAGCACUUCCACAUGCACAAUGUAAAAACAACUCAAAGGAUUGUGACUAAACAGCUGUGUAGCCUUAAGAAUUUCUCUUAUCACUGAGGCUGAGGGUCAUGUGGUCUGAUGAGUCCAGGUUUAUCCCGUUACAGAGGGAAGGGUGCAUCAGGGUAAAAAGAGAGGUGGAUGAAGUGAUGCACCCAUCAUGCCUUGUGCCUACUGUACAAGAAUGUGGGGGCAGUGUGAUGAUCUGGAGCUGCUUCAGUUGCUCAGGUUCAGCAACACUAUGUGCCCAAAAAUGAGGUCAGCUGAUAACCUGAAUAUACUGAAUUAUUGUCUUAUUGUCUGCUGAGGCAUUUAAUUUAAUAGUGAAUAGUGAGUGCAUUCCACUCUUCUUGAAGGGUGGCCCUCAGGUCAUUGAGGUUCUGGGGUGCAGUGUUACGAGCCUCUACACGGCGUCUCAGCUGAUCCCAUAGGUUUUCUAUGGGAUUCAGGUCUGGAGAAAAUGCAGGCCACUCCAUUUGAGGUACCUCAGCCUCCAGCAGCCGUUCCCUAAUGAUGCAACCUCGAUGAGCUGGAGCAUUGUCAUCCAUGAAGAUGAAAUUAGGUCUGUGUUGUUCAUGCAGGGGCACAAUGACUGGAUUAAUGAUGUUAUUCAGGUAGUAUUGGCUUGUCACUGUACCAUUCACAAGAUCUACGGCAGUUCUGUAUUGAGUAGACACACCUGCCCAGACUGUAACACCACCACAACAGUGGCUGAUGCAUAGCGCUCUCCUUGACGUCUCCAACAUCGUUGCGGCCAUUAUUUCUGCUCAACGUAAAUCGACUUUCAUCAGAGUGAUUUAUAGUCAAUUCUAAACUUAACAGGUAGCCAGUGGAGGGAUGAUAAUAUUGGGGUUAUACGAUCAUAUUUUCUUGAUCUGGUAAGAACUCUGGCGGCUGCAUUCUGGACUAACUGUAGCUUGUUUAUUGAAGAUGCAGGACAACCACCAAGUAAUGCAUUACAAUAGUCCAGUCUGGAGGUCAUGAAUGCAUGAACUAGCUUUUCUGCAUCAGAUACAGAUAAACUGUUCCUAAGCUUGGCAAUAUUUCUAAGAUGGAAGAAGGCUGUUUUUGUAAUAUUGGAAAUAUGAUUUUCAAAAGUACAAGUUGCUGUCUAAUAUUAUGCCCAGGUCUUUCACUGUUGAGCUAGUAGUAACAGUACAUCCUUCUAAAUGCAAGCCGGAUUGUGAGAGCUUUUGUGUACUGGUUUUUGGACCAAUAAUAAUAUCUCUGUCUUAUCAGAAUUUAGUAAUAGAAAAUUAUCGGUCAUCCAAUCUCUAAUAUCUUUAACACACUCAGUUAGUCUAGACAAUUUAGAUAUUUCAUCUGGUUUUGAUGAUAUAUAUAACUGGGUGUCAUCGGUAUAACAAUGGAAACCAAUCCCAUGCCUUCUAAUGAUGUUACCCAAUGGAAUCAUGUAUACCGAGAAAAGCAGAGGUCCUCAAACUGAUCCUUGUGGGACCGCGUAUUUCACUGGCACUACACUGGACAGUUCUCCAUUUAAAUCUACAAAGUGGUAUAGAUCAAACAGGAUCUAAACCAUUUUAAUGCCUGUCCCUGCAUACCUGUGUGAUUUUGUAAGCGAUCUACGAGAAUGUUACGAUCUAUAGUGUUGAAUGCAGCACUAAGAUCAAGCAGGACUAAAAUUGAGAUGCAGCCUUGGUCCAAAGCUAAAAACAGGUCAUUUGUGAUUUUAACUAGUGCAGUUUCUGUACUAUGAUGGGGCCUGAAAACUGACUGAAAUUCUUCAAGGAUAUUGUUUUACUGUAAGAAGGAGCAUAAUUGAGCUGACACCACCUUUUUUAAAUAUUUUUGAUAUAAACGGAAGGUUUGAAAUAGGUCUGUAGAGUUCAGUGAGUUUUAGGUCGCACAGUAAUGGUCCUUAUACCAUUGCAAAAACCAUGUUUUUGUAACGUGUAGUAGCCGAUUACAUGCUUCAGUUUUGUUGCUUACAAAGUGUUUACAUUUUUUUUCCUGUGAACAGCAUUUAGCCUCUUGGUGUUGAAAUUGUGUUUAGGAAAUGGUCUUUGUAGUUGUAUAGCCAAGUUUCUUCCCAUUCUUUUGGUUUGCUACAUGUGUAGAUACAGUGUGAAGGGUUUGAUGUCAGAGCUGAACUCAGAGCAGCGUAGUCUUCAUCUGAGACAUCACAAUCAAUGCAACCUGCAAAGACACACAACACACUCUUCAUCAACAGAUCUUUAUCUUGUUUUAAUACUUACAAAAAUAUGAAAUAUUUAUAUCUUAUCUGUAAAAUGUUUUUUAUUCAGAAUAUCAGGAGUAUUUAAUUACACCUGUGUCACUGUGAACGCAGGGCCAGACCACCAGAGGGAGACCUCGCCUGAAUAUUGACUGUUCUUACUUCGUUUCUGGUUUUUAGGGCUUUUAAGCAGUGUGCUCCCUCUGCUCAUUACAAAGUGUAGUCUCCUAGUGUUACAUGCCAAGCCUUGCGAUUUACCUGCUCUGACUUUUUAUGUGUAUGAUCUUUGCCUGUUUGCCUGUUUUUACGAGUUUCUGUUUCGGGUUUGUUGGUCAGUGUUUUGCUUUUCCGGUUUUGACCCAUUGCCUGCUUUUCUCGUUCACGAUUCUGCGCCGCAUAUGACUCCAGCUUUGCUUCUACUGUGGGAAAUCUGGCCACAGAGUGUACCAAUGCCCAGGGAUACACCACUUCCAAGUGCUAACUGACUCUGGUUCUGCCAUAAAUCUCAUCCACAAUAACCUGGUUCAGCAACUCCAUAUUCCUGUUUUCCCCUGUACACCACCAUUCAAAGUGAUCCACCACCAAACCACACCCGUAGCUCUAUAGAUUGGAUUAUUCCAUCAUGAAACGAUCACGUUCUUCAUUAUCACUUCUCCAUCCAAUCCUGUCCACUUAUCUCCUGGAGGGAAGGAGAGGUCCAGAAAUGGUCGCUGUAUUGCACUGAGAACUGUUUUCUAUCUCACCCCCCCAUGUCCAUGCUGGUCCACCUCCAUAGAGAGCCCUACUACUAUUGUCACAACCACACUCCCUAAGGAAUACCUUGAUAUUCAGGAGGCGUUUAGUAAAGAGAGCCACCAAACUACCAACCAUCCGUUUUUUAUUCUCACGGUACACCGCAACUUUGCAUACCUCAGAGAGGCCAGGCUCUAAGAAUGGGAAAGCUGACACCCUCUCCAGGGUCCUUGAAACACAGAACAACCCGCUUGCCUCAAGCCUAUCCUCUCGCCAUCGGUUCUCAUAGCUCCUAUCCAGUGGAACAUUCUACGAGAGAUAGCACAGGCCCAAAGCUCAGAGGCACCUCUGCCCAACUGCCCACCCACCAAAGUUUUUGUUCCAACUUUACUACGUGCCAGAGUUAUAUGAUGGACUCACGAAAGCCCAAGCACUGGUCGUCCCGGUAUCCAGAGAAUGACCCAAUUGCUAUGGCAAAGAUUCUGUUGGCCAUCCCUUCACCUGGACGUCGAAGAGUUUGUUUGAUCUUGUAACGUGUGUGCCCAGUCACAAACCAGCCGCCAAUUACCUGAGGGCCUCCUAGAACCGUUACCCAUUCCCCAGUGUCUGUGGUCUCAUAUCUCGAUAGACUUUUUAACCAACCUUCCAGAGUCCCAGGGCUACACCACCGUAAUGGUCGUCAUAGACCAGUUUUCUAAGGGCUGUAAACUGGUUCCCAUGAAAGGACUCCCCUCUUCUAUGGAGACUGCUCAGGCUGUGUUCCAAUACGUCGGCCUACCUGAAGACAGCGUAUCCGACUGAGGAACACAGUUCACAUCCCGUGUCUGGCUGGAGUUCUGCCAUCAGCUUUGUAUCAACAUCAGCCUGAGUUCAGGUUAACACCCACAGUCCAACGGCCAAGUGGAACACCUCAACCAGGAACUGGGGAGAUUCAUCCAACCGACUGCAGCCGUGAACAACAAAGGUGAAGGGAAUUCCUGCCCUGGGCAGAAUAUGCCCAGAACUCUCUGUCAUUCCUCUACUGGGCUCACUUCUUUCCAAUGCAUGCUUGGCUCCCAAACACCACUGUUCCCAUGGUCUGGAGAACCCUCAAAUGUCCCUAGAGUAGAGGACUGGUAUAGAAGAAGUCAAGAGGUCUGGGAAAGGGCUCAUGUGAGACUCCAGCGUGCUGUGAGGAGACAGGCAAUCCAAGCUAACCGCUGGCGAUGCCCUCACCCUGCCUAUCAAGUGGGCCAAAGAGUAUGGCUGUCAACCAAAAACCUGAAAUUAAAACUGCCAUGUAAGAAACUCAGUCCCAGAUUCAUCGGCCUGUUCGAAAUCAUCAGAUCAAUCCAGUCUCUUACCGUCUCGAGUUACCUCCAGCUUACCGUAUUUCCCUACCUUCCAUGCUUCCCUACUUAAACCCUAUCACGAAACCACUAGCUCAGGGGUGUCCAAUCUUAUCCAGAAAAGGCCGGUGGGUGCAGGUUUUCAUUCCAACCAAGCAGAAGCUACACCUGAUUCCAACUGGCUAAUUAGUAGAUCUUGGCUUUCACUAGACUUAGGUGUGGCUUCUGCUCAGUUGGAAUGAAAACCUUCACCCACACCGGCCCUUUGCAGAUAAGAUUGGACACCCCUGCACUAGCUCCACUCCCCUGGGCAUAGACGGCACCCUAGCCUAACAGGUUCAUACCAUCUUUAACUCACCCGCCCCUCACCCUAGGGGGCGCCCUCGUUGUAGAACACCUGGAGGUGUUCCUAGAGGGGGGUUCUGUCACUGAGUACACAGGGCCAGACCACCAGAGGGAGCCCUCACUUGAAUAUUGACUGUUCUUACUUUGUUUCCAGUUUCUAGGGCUUUUAAGCAGCGUGCUCUCUCUGCUCAUUGCGAAGUGUUGUCUUCUAGUCUAUUUACCUGCUCUGACAUCCUGUGUGUAUGACUUGUCACUCAGUGUUUUACUUUUCCGUUUUUGACCCAUUGCCUGUUUUUCUCGUUCACGAUUCUGCCUGCUGUUCCAAUAAAUCUAACUCUUACUCUCA